AAUCACUUUCGCAAUUACAACUAUUACAAGCUUAUCCGUAUUCGCUUUUUGGGCGUGCAGCACAGGCCGUUUUCCUGGACUUGGCUGAAGAUGUGGUGCAUCGCAUGGUGGCACAGCGGUCGAGACGACGAGGACGACGACGAGGAGAUCGCUGGACCGGAGAGCAGCCACACCGGGGCCGGUUACGAAGACACGCUCACGCCGCUGUCAGCCGAGACGCCGCUUCCCAGCACGGUAUCGCGAUGUCCUUCCCUCACCGCGAUACAGGGGAUCGCCCUGGAUAAGACUGCGCUGCAGCACGAGUUAUACAAAAGGCCGGCACGGUCGGUCGACCUUAGAAAUAUUUCCAGCGAUACCAUUUAUACGAUUCUAAUCAAAUUGCCGGGUAACGGCGGGAAAUUCACCGAGGGGACGAGCAUAAGGAUGAUACAUGACGAGUCCAUGUCAAUCCAGUUGCACCCUAUGAUGGAAGACAGCGAAGAUGACGGUGGUGUUGGCGGUAGCGGCAGUGGUGCCAGCAAGCUCUUCCGUCUCGGCGGCGGGUCCGUGUCGAGCCCAUCGACGGUGACGAUGAGGAGGCCAUCGCAGAUGCCGGACAUCAGGAUACCGUUGAAUGCGAAGAACAUACCAAAGGCUCUGACGACUGGCAAGGGAAUACUGAACAAACAGCCGAACAAGAAAAAGAAGAAGAUCCAGGAGAAGAAGGCCGAUCGAAAGGCUGCGAAAACGCUGUCAGCUAUUCUAUUGGCAUUUAUCAUAACGUGGACCCCAUACAACAUCUUGGUACUCCUCAAGUCCAUCACCGCCUGCUCGUGGUACAUACCUCAGGUGCUGUGGGACUUUGUUUAUUACCUUUGUUACAUUAACAGUACUGUGAACCCGAUGUGCUACGCGCUGGGCAACGCAGCUUUCCGCAGAACCUACGUGAGGAUUCUCAAGUGUAAGUGGCAGAGCAGGAACCGCGGUACCGGUGCGGUUGAUCGGGGAUGACAUCAGUAACCCAUCGAUGCGCACUUCGAUCUUCUCGCAUCGAGGAGGGGAGCAAUCUCCUCUCCAUGCUUCCGAUAUCAGCACAUUACAGAAUUGGAAGUCAACGACCACGCGCGCGCGCGUGUGCACACA
Acromyrmex echinatior (Panamanian leafcutter ant) is the source of this 1122-nucleotide messenger RNA. RefSeq names its product muscarinic Acetylcholine Receptor, A-type (gene mAChR-A). Gene Ontology annotation, molecular function: G protein-coupled acetylcholine receptor activity; G protein-coupled serotonin receptor activity. NCBI's taxonomy places the organism in Eukaryota, Metazoa, Arthropoda, Insecta, Hymenoptera, Formicidae. Gene Ontology annotation, cellular component: dendrite; plasma membrane; synapse. The record is from RefSeq and is a predicted model, not a curated record. Gene Ontology annotation, biological process: G protein-coupled receptor signaling pathway, coupled to cyclic nucleotide second messenger; chemical synaptic transmission; adenylate cyclase-inhibiting G protein-coupled acetylcholine receptor signaling pathway.